UACUUCUGCAUGAGCCACAAGUGCUGCUUGGAAAGGGCUCAGGUUGUUUCCAGGGGAAGAGCUCAGUGGAGACAAAGUUCAGCAAGACAACAAAGGAGCAGCAGAAACAGCCAGGAAAACGAAGAGCCCUCCCGGUCGUCCCACAGAACACCCCCAUCAGAGUUCUCAAAUCCUGCAGUGUUUUGCAAAGUGCCACUUGACCGGAACGUUUGGCCUGCCUUUUCCUUUCUGGAGCCACCAUGACUGAGAUUACUGCUGAAGGAAACGCAUCCACAACUACGACUGUUAUAGACAACAAAAAUGGAUCUGUGCCCAAAUCCCCUGGGAAAGUGCUGAAGAGGACAGUCACAGAAGACAUAGUGACCACGUUCAGCUCCCCGGCAGCCUGGCUUCUGGUCGUUGCUCUGAUAGUCACGUGGUCAGCUGUUGCUGUUGUUAUGUUUGAUUUAGUGGACUACAAAAACUUUUCAGCAAGCUCUAUUUCCAAGAUUGCCUCAGAUCCUCUGAAGUUUGCACAUCACGCUGUGGAGGAAACCACGGACUGGGUCUAUGGCUUCUUUUCUUUGUUGUCUGACAUCAUCUCAUCUGAGGGUGAUGAAGAAGAAGACGAUGAUGGGGAUGAGGACACUGAUAAAGGAGAAAUAGAGGAGCCUCCCUUGAAAAAAAAAGAAAUGCACAAAGAAAAAAGUGAAAAGGAGGAAAAGCCUGAAAGGAAAGUACAAACAAAAGUUACACACCGAGAAAAAGACAAAGGAAAAGGAAAAGAAAAAGAAAAACCUGAAAAGAGAGCAACUCACAAGGAAAAAAUUGAGAAAAAAGAAAAACCAGAAACAAAGACAGUGGCAAAAGAAGAGAAGAAAACUAAGACUAAGGAGAAGACAGAAGAAAAGACGAAAAGGGAACUGAAAAGUGGGAAACAGGAGAAAGUGAAGCAAACAGCUGCAAAAGUAAAAGAAGUACAGAAAGCACCACCCAAACCCAAAGAGAGGGAAGAGAAAGAGACCGUAGCUGUGUCCAAGCAUGAACAGAAAGAUCAGUAUGCAUUCUGUCGAUAUAUGAUUGACAUGUUUGUCCAUGGGGAUUUAAAACCAGGUAUUCCAAACAAUUCUUGUAUUUGUCUGUUUUAAUAGUCUUUGUUUCUAAGAUUGUCAGCUUUUUUAUGUACUAAGCUGUAUUUUCUUUUUUUAAAAUAUUGCAUAAUGCAUGGUUAGAUCUAGAAUAAAAUCAAUAAAAAGAAUUAAUAACCCACAUUAGGGCUUUUAAUUUUACCUUCUAGUACUGCAUGGCCUAUUGUAGUCAACUGAAAGCUAAAAAAGUGCUAAUAUCUUUAUAUACAAAAAUGCUAAUAUCUUUAAUAAUAUCUUGGAGUGAAAAGUGAAUCAUCUUGUUUUAUCUCUGGUAAACUUAGAGAAAAAGACCUAAGACAAAUAAACAGUCCAUAUUUAUUUAGUAGUGAGCAAAAUUCACAUUAAAACUCAUCACACUUUAAAUAUUCAAUUUUUUUUCAGAACUGGUUAUCUCACAUAUGUAUAAACUUGAGUUAGUUGCUCCAGAGAACUACUGCUGAUGGAGAUAGUCAUACUUGGAGUAAAUAAUCAAUGCAAUAGAGAACUAUAUUUUUACUUAAAGAAAUUUAUCUAUUAUUUCUUCUAUCUUUGUUACCCAGAGUGUAACAAAUAAUUCUUUAUUAACAUCUUAAUUAAGAAUGAGUAACUUGUUUGAGUGUGCUAUGUCUUUAAAAUAUUUUAUUGAAUUUAUUGGAGUGACACUAGUUAAUAAAAUUAUAUAGGUUUCAGGUGUACAGUUCUGUACCACAUUAUUUGUAUAUUGUAUAGUGUGUUAACCACCUCAAGCUGAAGAAGGCUUGACACAUGCUAUACUUUUUGCAGCUUUAAAAGUUGAUGAUACUAUGGAAAUGUUUCUAAGAAGUUGGUAUUAUUAAGGAAAGAACUAAUUUAUAUUAGCAUAAUUGAAGCAGAUUGUUUAAAGAAAGCUGUAUCUUGGUUUUCCAAGUGUUUUUAUGGAAAUCUUUAUAAAAUGUAUUGUUAUAAUUUAUGCAUAUAUUGGCAAACAGGCAUACCAUGUCUAGAACAACUAUAUAACACAUCUAGGUCCUAGAAAAUUAGAAGAUCACAAGAACUUUCCCUUUCAGGAAAAAAUUAUUUAAUUCCAGUAACAUUCAAGUUUAUUUCUUCUUCCCCCUCCUCCUCUUCUUCAUUUUCUUAUUCUUCUUUUCUUUUUCUUUUAAUUUUCUUAAUGAGCUAGAAACUGAAA
This is a messenger RNA of Artibeus jamaicensis (Jamaican fruit-eating bat), 2274 nucleotides long. Its product is annotated as triadin. Bases 240 to 1127 code for a protein of 295 amino acids. Gene Ontology annotation, molecular function: signaling receptor binding. Lineage: Eukaryota; Metazoa; Chordata; Mammalia; Chiroptera; Phyllostomidae. The transcript is spliced from 9 exons. Gene Ontology annotation, cellular component: sarcoplasmic reticulum; membrane. The record is from RefSeq and is a predicted model, not a curated record.